AUUCAAUGUCAAAUUCAUUGCUAUCCAUUUAUUUUAUUUGUCUACCUUAUGUGAUGAGUACUUUGCUGCCCUGAAGAAGGCCAUAAAAGGGACCAAUGAGACAGAACAGGCGGUUACAAAGAGAGAGAGAGGGUGGAGUGGGAGUCAGUGAUUCUAGUGGGUUCCUGCCAAGUGCCAAAGACCCCACCCUCUUUUGUACACAUUUUUAUGGUUUUUUUCGUUUGAAUUUUUAGUUUUAAACUCAAAACCCCACACACAAAAGGACAUAACUCAAAGAGAAGGUCUGGCCCCGAGGGACAGGUCUGCAAGGACAAGAUUUUGUGUACCUUGAGAGAACAGUUUCAAAAUCUGAUACAAAUAUUUACACUCUAGAAGAGGUGUUGUAAUAAAGAAAAAGGCUCCAAAAAAAACAAAGCAAACAAAUAGAUCAGGUUGGUUUCUUCACAUAGAAGUAGAGAUGGAAAGCAGAAGAAAGAGACGCCCAUGAAGGAUCAAAAGUUGCAAGGAGAGAAGAGAUAUAUCAGAGAAAAAGACUGGACCUUCUUUGUUUCUAUUUAGAUUCUCUUUGACAAGAAAGCUUUGAUCUUUUGUCUCUCUGCACUCUCUUUCUUAAUUUCUUUCUGUCUCUCCUUCUCUCAGCUUUUGCUCCUAAGUCCCUAGCAAACAAACCUAUCGCUCUUAGAACUCAUAACCAAGCCAAGCUGUUUCUGGUUUGGAGAAUGGUCUAAAGAACAACUCUUAUUGCAUGGCGAACCAUAGAGUAGGAGAGACAGGUUUAACAGACUCUGGACCUUCAAAUCAUCAUCGCCAUAUUCCUUAUGCUGCUCUUCAUGGAAUGAAUGUGCCGACGAGUUUCAUCCAUCAAGAAGGAUCUGCCUUUGAUUUUGGAGAGCUAGAAGAAGCAAUUGUGCUGCAAGGAUUGAAAAUCAGAAAUGAUGAAGCUAAAGCACCUUUAUUCACACCCAGCAGACCUGCAGCUACUCUGGAGAUGUUUCCUUCUUGGCCAAUGAGAUUUCAGCAAACCCCAAGAGGAAUUUCAAGGUCAGGAGGGGAAAGCACAGACUCAGGAUCAGCAGUGAAUACUCUCUCAAGUAAAACUGAGCACCAGAUUGAACCAGAAUCUCCUAACAGUAAAAAGGCAUCUUCUUCAGAUCAUCAGGCUUUUGACCAGAAGCCUCUGCAGCACCAGCAGCAUCUACAGCAACAACAGCAGCAUCAGCAACAACAACCAGAGAUGGCAAGUGAUUCCUCAAGAACGGGAACAUCACAGAAUCAAUCACCUGGAAAACCACCCCAAGAAAAGAGAAGGGGUUCAACUUCUGAGAAACAGCUUGAUGCGAAGACACUGAGACGUUUAGCUCAAAACAGAGAAGCUGCAAGGAAAAGCCGUCUUAGAAAAAAGGCUUAUGUUCAACAACUAGAAUCAAGUAGAAUAAAACUAACUCAACUAGAGCAAGAUCUUCAGAGAGCGCGAUCUCAGGGACUUUUCUUGGGAGGUUGUGCUGGUGCUGUUGGAAAUAUCAGCUCUGGGGCUGCAAUAUUUGACAUGGAAUAUUCAAGAUGGUUAGAAGAUGAUCAGAGGCACAUGUCAGAACUUAGAAGCGGAAUACAUGCACACCUUUGUGACAGUGACCUUCGAAUAAUCGUAGACAGUUACAUUUCACAUUAUGAUGAAAUUUUCCAGUUGAAGGCGAUGGCUGCAAAAUCUGAUGUUUUUCACCUUAUAACCGGGAUGUGGACGACUCCAGCGGAGCGAUGCUUCCUUUGGAUGGGCGGUUUUAGGCCCUCUGAGCUCAUUAAGAUGUUAAUAUCACAAUUAGACCCGUUAACAGAACAGCAAGUGAUGGGGAUUUGCAGCCUCCAGCAUUCUUCACAACAGGCAGAGGAGGCACUCACCCAAGGCCUGGAACAGCUCCAGCAGUCUCUAAUUGACACCGUUGCAGGGGGUCCAGUCGUUGAUGGAAUGCAACAAAUGGCUGUUGCCUUAGGCAAGCUUGCCAAUCUUGAAGGUUUCGUUCGUCAGGCUGACAAUUUAAGACACCAAACCCUUCACCAAUUGCCUCGGAUAUUGACUGUUAGACAGGCGGCACGCUGUUUUAUAGUGAUUGGAGAGUACUAUGGGCGGUUGCGAACACUUAGUUCUCUUUGGGCGUCUCGUCCUCGAGAGACUUUGAUAAGUGAUGAUCACUCGUGCCAAACAACAACGGACUUGCAAAUGGUCCAAGCAUCACAGAAUCAUUUCUCAAACUUUUGAUCAACAAAAUUCCCACUAGCCAGCCAUGAAUCAGCAAUCAAAAUCCUGUAUCUUCCACAAUGAUGCAGCCAUGCAAAAUAUUGAAUUUCAUCAAGCUACUUUAGUUGAUAGGACUUUCUUUUCUCUCUUUUUUUUUUUAUUUGUUAUUAUUAAGUUUAUCCUCUGUAAAUGAAAAUUCAAUUUUAAUGUGCAUGAGGGAGCUAGCUUUCUCCUUUCUUGAAAGAA
Durio zibethinus is the source of this 2479-nucleotide messenger RNA. NCBI's taxonomy places the organism in Eukaryota, Viridiplantae, Streptophyta, Magnoliopsida, Malvales, Malvaceae. The record is from RefSeq and is a predicted model, not a curated record.